AUAAAUUUGCAAAGAAAAAUGAGAGUUACUGGUGUAAUUACCCAAGGAGCCAAGCGGAUCGGAAGUCCAGAGUAUAUAAAAUCCUACAAAAUUGCUUACAGUAAUGAUGGAAAGACUUGGGCCAUGUACAAAGUGAAAGGCACCAGUGAAGACAUGGUGUUCCGUGGAAAUGUUGAUAACAACACACCCUAUGCUAACUCUUUUACACCACCCAUAAAAGCUCAAUAUGUAAGACUCUAUCCCCAGGUUUGUCGAAGACACUGCACUUUGCGAAUGGAACUUCUUGGCUGUGAACUAUCAGGCUGUUCUGAGCCUCUGGGUAUGAAAUCAGGACAUAUACAAGACUAUCAAAUCACUGCUUCCAGCGUCUUCAGAACGCUCAACAUGGACAUGUUCACUUGGGAACCAAGGAAAGCUCGACUGGACAAGCAAGGCAAAGUGAAUGCCUGGACCUCUGGCCACAAUGACCAGUCACAGUGGUUACAGGUAAACUUUUCCAAAACUGUUCAUCACCCUCCUCUCCUCUUCCUGUUGGCUAG
Galeopterus variegatus (Sunda flying lemur) is the source of this 539-nucleotide messenger RNA. RefSeq names its product EGF-like repeat and discoidin I-like domain-containing protein 3. The annotation marks the transcript as partial. The record is from RefSeq and is a predicted model, not a curated record. The transcript is spliced from 3 exons. Lineage: Eukaryota; Metazoa; Chordata; Mammalia; Dermoptera; Cynocephalidae.